AUGGCUGCCAUGGGCCGGUUAGGCUUCUUGGCCACUGCGGUCAUCUUUCACCUGGUCUACAUCUACUCCAUCUUCGACAUCUACUUUGUCAGCCCUAUUGUCUCUGGCAUGCAAUUGGUUCCUGUGGACCGUCCCGCAAACAUCAAGAGUCCUGCGAAUCGAUUAGUCCUUUUUGUUGGCGACGGGCUACGAGCCGACAAAGCCUUCCAAGCCUUUCCUGAGCCGUACCCCGAAUCUGAAGACGACCGUGUUCCCAGGCACUUGGCCCCCUUUCUUCGUUCUCGAGCUCUCCAACAUGGAACCUUUGGAGUUUCGCACACGCGCGUUCCGACAGAAUCUCGCCCUGGCCAUGUGGCUCUGAUCGCUGGUCUUUACGAAGAUGUUUCUGCUGUGGCAACUGGGUGGAAGCUCAACCCUGUCAACUUUGACAGCGUGUUCAACAGGAGCCAUCAUACUUGGAGCUGGGGCAGUCCUGAUAUUCUACCCAUGUUUGAGACUGGUGCUGUUCCUGGCCGUGUUGACGCACACACAUAUGACGCCGAUUUUGAGGAUUUCUCCAAAGAUGCGACUCACCUCGACUUUUGGGUUUUUGACCAUGUUAAAGAAUUGUUCACCAAAGCCGCCACCAAUAGAACACUUGAUCGGGCCCUUCGACAGGAAAAGGUUGUUUUCUUCCUUCAUCUGCUUGGUCUAGACACAACUGGACACUCGCAUAGACCUUACUCCAAGGAGUAUCUGCAUAACCUUCAGAUUGUCGACAAAGGAGUUCAGGAGGUGACCGACCUUGUCCAAAGAUUCUAUGCAGAUGAACGGACUGCAUUUGUCUUCACUGCGGACCAUGGCAUGAGUGACUGGGGUAGCCACGGCGAUGGCCAUCCAGACAACACCAGAACACCUUUGAUCUGCUGGGGUUCGGGUGUGGCUUCCCCUAAUCUCUACCCAGGGACAAUAGCUCCAGGCCACGACGAUUAUUCGGCUGACUGGGGGCUGGAUCAUGUUCAAAGACAUGAUAUUGCGCAGGCUGAUGUUGCUGCGCUCAUGUCCUAUCUCAUCGGCACCGAGUUCCCGGUAAACUCUGUUGGAAAGCUGCCUCUCCCAUACUUGUCUGCAAAUAAUCGGCAAAAGGCAGAAGCUCUGCUACUCAAUGCUCGUGAAAUAUUGGAGAUGUACAAAGUCAAAGAGCAGAAGAAGCAAGCGAAUGAAAUGAGAUAUAAACCAUUUGGCGCUUUCAGCAGUGCAGAGCUAGCUCCAUCACAGCGAGUAGCUAAUAUUGAUCAGCUCAUAUCUCUCGGAAAAUACGAAGAGGCCAUUGAGGAAAUUGACGCCCUCAUCAAUAUUACGCUUGAAGGGCUGCGCUACCUUCAAACCUACGACUGGCUGUUUUUGCGAGCUUUGAUCACAGUUGGAUAUCUUGGCUGGAUCGCAUAUGCCAUCACGACGGUCAUCGAUUUGUACGUGAUUCCGACGUCGACUGUACCCCAGCGCAGCACCUCGAGUGUUGCCGGAUUUUUCUCAGUCUUGGCCGCACUAUAUGCGUCUUUCAUUGCUUCUAAAUCCCCCCUUACGUACUAUGCUUAUGCAUUCUUCCCUGUUGUCUUCUGGGAAGAAAUCUAUGCACAAAGGUUCAGUCUGUUUGAGGGAGGCAAAAUACUCUUUGGACACAUUGGAUCUGCUGGCGGAGUUGUAACUUUUGUUGUAAAUGCGCUCGCUUACUGUGCCAUUCUGGUUUCUUUGGCUCUCGGCUACGAUCAUCGCGAAAUUUUGACUGGGCUGUUCAUCCUGGGAGCAGCAUGGCCUGUCAUGUCUGGCACAUCAUUCAUUCGCUCAAAUGCCCUCCUCAGCGCAGCAUGGGCGAUAUUCUGUCUGGUUAUGAGCACUUUUACACUCUUACCUGCAAUGAAAGUUGAGAAUGUGGACCUAAUUGUCUUCAGUGGUGUCAUCAUGAGCCUUGUCGGUCUUUUCUAUAUGAUAUUUGAGACUAUGAUUUUGUCAGAUUUCUCUUACCAGAAGGCUGAAAUCGACCACAAUUCAAAGUCGCUCGUCAGUAGGGCUGUGACCGGUGUUCAGGUCGGGCUCAUUAUUCUUGCAACCUUGGUAACUCGCUCCAGCGCUCUAUCUCUCCAAGCCAAACAGGGGUUACCCUUGGGCAAUCAAAUCAUGGGAUGGAUCAUUUUGGUUUCAUCGUUUUUGAUGCCAACACUCCAUCGAUUGCAGCCAAACAGCAACUUCAUGCACCGCCUGGCAAUGAUAUUCUUCACAUGCGCCCCGACAUUCAUCAUCCUCACGAUAUCCUACGAAGGCUUGUUUUACAUCGCGUACUCUAUUUUACUCGUCAUCUGGGUUCGCUUGGAAUACCGUAUCGACACUUUUGGUAAAAGCCAAGCAUCCAGCAGGAACGGUUUUGCAAAGGCGGAUCAAAGCGUGCCGAACCGGCAACUGCGCUUGUCAGACGCCCGUGUAUCACUCUUCUUCAUGGUGCUUCUUCAAUCGGCCUUCUUCAGCACUGGAAAUGUCGCUUCCAUCUCAUCUUUCAGCUUGGAGAGCGUUACUCGUCUGAUCCCUGUGUUUGAUCCAUUUUCUCAGGGAGCACUCCUUAUUCUCAAGCUGAUGAUCCCGUUUGGCCUCAUUUCGGCAAACCUUGGCAUUUUGAACAAGCGACUUCGAAUCGCCCCGUCAGCAUUGUUCAUGGUUGUCAUGGCAAUCAGCGAUAUCUUGACUCUCUAUUUCUUCUGGGUCGUUAAAGAUGAGGGAUCUUGGCUAGAAAUCGGGUCCACUAUCAGUCACUUUGUGAUUGCUAGCCUUCUAUGUGUGUUCGUUGCCGCUCUAGAAGGGGCCAGCGCCAUGUUCAUCAGUGGAAUUGAUGUUAGCGACGCACCACCUCAAGACCCAGGAAGCCAGGCCCACGCCAAUGGAAAGAAGAGCCUGGAAAAGAUACAGGAGUGA
Messenger RNA from Trichoderma gamsii, 2943 nucleotides. RefSeq names its product phosphatidylinositolglycan class N. The record is from RefSeq and is a predicted model, not a curated record. Gene Ontology annotation, biological process: GPI anchor biosynthetic process. NCBI's taxonomy places the organism in Eukaryota, Fungi, Ascomycota, Sordariomycetes, Hypocreales, Hypocreaceae. Gene Ontology annotation, cellular component: endoplasmic reticulum membrane. The transcript has 6 exons. Gene Ontology annotation, molecular function: mannose-ethanolamine phosphotransferase activity. Bases 1 to 2943 code for a protein of 980 amino acids.